This is a messenger RNA of Rangifer tarandus platyrhynchus (Svalbard reindeer), 993 nucleotides long. NCBI's taxonomy places the organism in Eukaryota, Metazoa, Chordata, Mammalia, Artiodactyla, Cervidae. The record is from the annotation of a GenBank genome assembly.
AUGCCUAAAAUUCGGCGCUCCCGGGUAAAGCUUCAUGAUCUGGCCCCCGGGCCUGCCCGAGGAGGCCUGGCGCCUUGGUCUUCCGGCCGCCUUCAUGCCUUGACAACUGGUAAUGCAGACGGCGGCGGCGGCGACGGCACAACUGACGAUGCGAGCGAGGGCAGCAUUGUGAGCAGUUUUCGAGACCGUCCUAGAGACAACAGCAUUUCAGGCGCUUACACACCCGGUAGCAAGGAGGCUCUUGCUACAUCCGCUUGGGCUCUAGGCGGUCAUUCCCGGAGGACCACCGAUGAUGUGACUAAUUCGAUGAAGCUCUUGUCGCGCGGCCAGCGGCGAAGAGCAGAGAAACGGGACGCGUGGUUGCGGAAGUUUGAUUUCCCGAAGUAUGCCCAGCAACUGCGAGAAGAGCAACGGCGACAAGAACUGAAAGAUUCACCACAGGAAAGCCCACUUGCCACAUUUGCACCAGCUCUGCGGCAACAAUUAAAUGACGCGGACGUGUGCCACAGCACAGAAGCUGAGGUCCUUGCGGGUGGCCGCGCCACUGCGGGCAACGGGAGAAAACGAGUAACGCGGAAGUACAUUCAGCGACUCGCUGAAAAGGAAGUAGCGCAAUAUAGAGCGGUGGUGGCGUUUUCAGCGUUUCGCGCCAGCCCGCUUGCUGUACUGAAGGAACACCUAAAGAACACUAUAAGCAUGCAACAGAAAACGAAGGAAAAUCCAACGUUUGUAUUUUUACCAAGCACGCAGCCCUCGGCGUGGAGGAUAAUGCUCACCGGGCCCAACGGGCCGCUCCUGCACAGAUCGCACUCGAGGCAACGCCACAAGGAUGAGGCCCUUGAUCGGUACCUCGUGAGGCUACAUCGUCGUCGUCGUGGCGAGGGGUUGCCCGCCUUGGAAGGCUCCCGAUGCAUAUCAAAGGUCGUGGUGCGCUUCUCGAAACCGCACAAUGCUAAAGAAGUGCUGUAUAACGCAGGCUUUUCCUGCCACUGA